Messenger RNA from Ostreobium quekettii, 477 nucleotides. The record is from the annotation of a GenBank genome assembly. NCBI's taxonomy places the organism in Eukaryota, Viridiplantae, Chlorophyta, Ulvophyceae, Bryopsidales, Ostreobiaceae.
AUGGUGAAUAGCUGGCGUGUCCUCACGCGACCGACUCGACAACAGCAACCUUUUGCUCAUCAGCCCCCGCCCCCUGGAGUUUCCCGCCAAAUCCGGCAGCACCAAACACACCCCCGGCACCCCCCCGCAGCACCGUCCUCCGGCCGGAUGGAGAUCGACCAGCCCAUCCCCAGGGUGAACGCCGAGCUGCUGGCCAGGCACGUGGGCCGGAAGGUGCGCCUGGCCGGCAGGGUGGACGCCAUCGAGAACGGGCGCCUGACGCUGGCGGCGUGCGACGGGGGCCGGGUCGUGGUGGACGUGAACCCGACGCGGCCGUACACGACAGCCUUCGCGGAGGUAGUCGGCGUCGUCAAGGGGCCGGGGCACCUGCAGGAGGUCGAGCACGACAACUGGGGAGAGAAGUUCGAUAUGCAAGUACACAACGAGCUGAUAAAGCUGGCAAACGGCACCUUCUCUCAGCUGUUUGCCAAAGUCUGA